AUGACCGAUAGCUCAGGGAUCGAUAGCUCAGGGACUCCUGCGACGGCCCGGGGGAGCUGGCGGAUAAACAAACCUAGACGACGCAGAGCCAGACAUUCCCAACGAGUGACCGAGAGCAAUAGCCAAGCAGCCCAGGCCGGUGACGCACAUGGCGAUGAUUCCCGUGCAGAUGCCCUCGGCGAGCCUGAUUCGGAGUCGGAUAACGCUUUUGAGAAGAUCAUGCAGCGGAAGGAGAUUCGUGAAGUCGUGAGCUACACAAUUGGUUCACGGGAAGAUGGAGGGGUAUUGGACAGUCGUGGCCAACCUGAAGCAUUGGGACCCAAUCGCGCACUGAUUACCCUCAUCCGGAAAGGACCCCAUGCCGACAUCAUCCCGCAAAGUGUGCUUCCGUGGCCGUGCUGUGACGAUGAACAACCUGGCUCGCCUGCUGGUCCGGCGCGCCUCUCAUCGCCCUCGCCCGCGGUUCCGAGCCCUGACGCGCCGAUUGUUCAACCGCAGACGGCGAACGGUCCAUCGUCGGCGACCCCGGCGGCACCGUCGAUGUUGACUGCGCAUCACCAGCCUCCAGCCGUGCAAAGCACGCAGGCAGCGGCAUCUGAAUGGACUGCUGCCGCAGCGGUAGGGGGCGGCCACCCGCUUCAGCAAACCGCCCAACCUCCGCAGAGCCAGGCUUCCAAUCCGUCACCACCGGCUCCCCGCAGUGGCAUCCCUGACCAUCCGCCAGCUGGUCAACUGGGAGUGCCGCCGAACACUGUGGCUCAGCCUCAGACAUGCUCGGGGUCCGUGACAUACCAACCGCCGCCCACAGCCGGUUUGACGACGGCUCCUGCGCCAGGCCCAGCAGGCCCAGCAGGGCCGCCCGCCCGCCCCCCGGCGCCCAUGCCCACUGCAUCCCAACCGCCACAAGCGCCGCUAUGGACCGCGGAUGCUGUCCCGCACAUUACCUCUGUUCAACCGCCGUCGGCGCCGGGAGUGGUGCCGGGGUCCUAUCCCGGACAGUCAGUGAGUCACGGCGUGGCUGCGGGCAUGCCGCAUCCCUCGCAGCCGCAGGUUAACCAGUCGAUGCACCCUACCGCUCUCGCGUACGGCUCAUUGCACCCGCAGGUGACUUGUCACCUCCCCUCCGGCCAGCUCUACGUCGGCCCAGCCGGUCAGGUUGUACAAGCUGGCCAUGCGUUUCAAACCGGUCAGGCUGGUCAGGCUCUUCAAACUGGCCAAACCGGUCAAGUUGUCCAGACCGGUCAGGCUAUUCAAGCUGGUCAGGCUGUGCAAGCUGGUCCGACUGCUCAAACUGCUCAUACUGUUCAAGCUGUGCAAGCUGGUCUAGGGGCACCACCGCAACCUUCGUUUCCGAUGGCCCACGGCCAACCUGCCGCUGCGGUCCCAAACAGCGGCGGCUUGCUGACCGCAGCCCAACCCGUUCAGCACUGGACGCCCGGCGUGGCGGGACUGCCGCAGGCAACGACGCAAACCGUCCCUCCAACGCAACCGGUAAACGCCGCGCUGUCCGCCCAACCAACAGACCCGUGUCAGGGAACGCUGGUGCAUCCCGGGCAGCCGCAGGCAUCAACCCAACCAUCCACCGGGCACCCUCCCGUCGAACCAUCUCAGCAAACACCCUGGCCACCCCAGCAGCAGAAUGACUCUGCGAUGGACAGUGACCCGUAUGGGCUGAGCCUUCUGGAUUCUUGGUCUCUAUUUAAGUAAUCUCUGGCGGGUGUUUUAUUCAUCUAUUGUAACUAGCUUUUCCUAAUGUCAGAGCCCAUCUUUCUUCCAUCCUUCGUGAUUCUCGCCAGCUGUCCUAUUUCCUAGAUCCUAGUCCUGCCGGAUUCUCACUGGCAGAACAACAUCAAACGCUGCUCGUAUUGUGAACCUCUGGGGCCUUUUUUUCUCGCGGGAGCCACUGGCUAUCGUCGCGGGCUCGUUCUGUGUGUCUAUAAUAACGCCUAAUGUCCGGUGGAGUGCCCAAUCCGUGGCUAUCCUACAUCUUGAAUGUGCUGGAACCAGACGACGGGAGCCCCGGCUCAGAUGCAACCAGCCCCUCGUCUGAAUCUGUCCCCGAAGAGUAUCCCCAGCCCUUUAGCCUCUGAUGCAUUUCACCGUUUCGCUAACUGCGCCUGCGAUCAAGGAUGGCCAGCGAUGUCUCAGAGGAUGCUCUGAACGCGUAAGCUCCCCCAUUGUCUUAACCAAUGACUGCGACCGCAUGCUCAUCUCCUGUCUACCAGGGCC
Messenger RNA from Aspergillus caelatus, 2229 nucleotides. RefSeq lists its product as uncharacterized. The transcript is spliced from 3 exons. The record is from RefSeq and is a predicted model, not a curated record. NCBI's taxonomy places the organism in Eukaryota, Fungi, Ascomycota, Eurotiomycetes, Eurotiales, Aspergillaceae. The coding region runs from base 1 to 1707 and encodes 568 amino acids.